Messenger RNA from Trichoderma citrinoviride, 1531 nucleotides. RefSeq lists its product as hypothetical. The transcript is spliced from 3 exons. Gene Ontology annotation, biological process: SNARE complex assembly. Gene Ontology annotation, cellular component: endosome; lytic vacuole. Gene Ontology annotation, molecular function: SNARE binding. Bases 134 to 1531 code for a protein of 465 amino acids. The record is from RefSeq and is a predicted model, not a curated record. NCBI's taxonomy places the organism in Eukaryota, Fungi, Ascomycota, Sordariomycetes, Hypocreales, Hypocreaceae.
CUCUUUCGGAGCCUCACGUCACUCUUCAUCCCAUCAUCAAAUGCCGACAUCCCGCCUCUGCAUCCCGCCAUCUGCCUGAGAACUCACUGAUCCCUACGGCACCUUACCUUACAUAUAAAAGCUGGCCUUCGACAUGGAAUGCGACAUCUGCCACCGCCCGCACGACGCCCAGCGCCGGCCGUUCUUGUGCGCCGUGGAUGCCCGGAAUAAGAUCUACGAAGGCCGCAUGAGGCACCUGCAAGUCGUGAUUGAGAGCGACGCGCUCAAGGCUCAGAUCAACGAGCUUCUGGAGGAUUCCCGGCCAAGCAAGCACACCUGGGACGAGGCCGUCGCUCGCAAGCAGGCCGCAGAGCACAAGACGGAUGAGAUCCUGGCCGCCGCCGAUAGACUGCGCGAUGAAAUCAAGGCCGCCAGAGACGAGAUCCAGGCCCGGAAGGCGGCGCUCGCUCGCCGGAGGUCCGAUCUGGCUUCCGUCUCGGCCGGGCUGGCGGAACGGAGAGCCAAGCAGCUCAAGGAAGUGGAGAAGUCGACUCAGAUGCUCAGAUUCCGAUGGUCGCAAACGGCUGAGGACACGGCAUCUACUCGGGCCUUCUUAUGUACGGAGGCCGUCCGGCUCUACGGUCUCAAACGGGUGGCGAAGAAAGGCAUCACGGGACGCUACGAAUAUAGUCUCGGCAGGAUUCCCAUUGUUGAUCUAACUAGUAUGGACUCCCUUGAGCCCGAGGUUAUAUCCACCUCUCUCUCCCACAUCGCCCAUGUAAUUGUCCUCGUUUCCCAUUACCUUUCCAUCCGCCUUCCUGCCGAGAUCACCCUCCCUCACCGCGACUACCCCCGACCAACAAUGUUCACCAUUCAAAACUCCUAUCGCCAUGGCGAUGUAACGUUCCCCGGUACCUUGGUAACCGCUCCCCUCUCUGACACUCCCUUUUCCAACCACGUCCCUCGACCUCGACCUCUCUUUGUGGACAAGCCUUUGACGCAGCUGUCCAAAGAGGAUCCCUCCGGCUAUUCCCUAUUCCUCGAAGGCGCCACGUUGCUCGCUUAUGACGUUGCCUGGCUUUGCUGUUCGCAAGGCGUGUCCAUUGGCGACAGGACCUCCUUUGAGGACAUCUGCAACAUGGGCCGGAACAUGUACAGUCUCUUGAUGAACAACCAGUCGUCGGCCAAACAGUAUUCGAUUGGCGCGCCAGGAAGUGAUGUCGACGACGGUCCAAGUUGGAUCGGACGCUUUGCUCACGGCUCAACAUUUUACUUCCUUGCCGGCGAAGAAGGAACCCAAUUGGUCAAGUCCUUCAAGCUCCCCAACCCGUUGAAACUCGCCGAUAAGCUGAAGAAGAAGCUUCUCGGCGACGCGCCCGCGCCUGACUGGGAGGUCCUUGGCGAUGAUGAAUGGAAGGACGAAGGCUUGGUCGGCAACGGGGCGUUUGAUCCAAAGGCUGCGGGAAGCAGGAAUGGCGGCGGUCUUUAUGAUGGAAAGGACUCGCCGAGGACUAGCAAUUCGAAUGGGUGGAUGAAGGUCAAGAGCAGAUGA